AUAUUAAACAAUUAAAUUUAUCCUAAUCAGAGCCAUAUCAGAGCUGAAGGACUAUCUAAUCGAGAAUCUACGCCUAAUUUACAAUUUGUCGACAAAAAUGAAAGUAGGGAAUGUUUCUAUUCUAAAAAGAUUUUUGUCAUUCCAAAAAAUAAAACCAAAAAUUUGUAUCGUAGGCGGUGGUCCAGCAGGUUUCUAUGCAGCACAACAUUUAGCAAAGAAAUUGGAGCAGUCUGAAUCUGAAAUAGAUAUUUACGAAAGGCUACCAGUACCUUUUGGUUUAGUAAGAUUUGGCGUCGCCCCAGAUCACCCAGAAGUAAAAAAUGUUAUCAACACAUUUUCUAAAACGGCGGAAAAUCCAUGUGUUAGAUUUUUAGGAAAUGUAAAUCUAGGCAGUGAUGUCUCAUUAGCUCACUUAAAAAAUGCUUACCACAUAGUUUUACUUACUUAUGGUGCAGAACAAGGUAGGAAAUUAGACAUUCCUGGUGAGAAUAAGAAAAAUGUUAUUGAGGCGAGAAAAAUUGUGGGAUGGUACAAUGGAAUUCCGUGGGAUUCUAACCUAGAAAUAGACCUUAGUGGAGAAACGGCUGCGAUUUUUGGGCAAGGAAAUGUUGCUAUAGAUGUUGCUAGGGUUUUAUUAACACCAGUCGAUCAGUUAAAGAAAACCGAUAUAACGCAACAUGCACUAGAAGUUAUAUCUCGUUCUAAAGUUAAAACUAUUCACCUGAUAGGACGAAGAGGUCCUUUGCAAGCAGCUUUCACGAUAAAAGAGCUUCGGGAGAUGUUAAAACUAGAAAACUGUAGGACGGAAUGGCAACCAAAAGACUUUGAAGGUAUUUCCGAUUGCGUUCCUAAAUUAGCUAGACCUAAAAAACGAAUCACAGAGCUCAUGAUAAAAUCUGUCUCUGAACAGAAGAAUUCCGCAUGUGAUGGUAACACCUUCAAACCAGUUUUUCAUCGAUCGCCUUUGGAAAUUCUAGGAAAAACCAAAGUUGAAGAAGUGAUUGUCGGCAUAAAUAAGCUGGAAGGCGAUGAUAUUUUAAACAAAAAGUCACUAUUAACAAAGGACAGAGAAACGAUAAAAUGUGAUUUAGCUAUACCCAGCAUAGGCUAUAAAUCAAUUCAGGCAGAUAAAGACAUACCAUUCAAUUUCGAUCGUGGAGUAGUCAAAAACACAAACGGCAAAAUCGAGACAGGGGUAUAUGUAUCGGGAUGGCUUGGUACGGGUCCUACGGGCGUGAUUCUUACGACUAUGAGCAAUGCGUUUGGCGUAGCGGACUUGAUACUUCACGAUGUACAAGCUGAAAAACUAAUUAAUGAAAACAAAGGGGGACAUGAAGAAAUUAUGGAAUUGUUACACAAAAACAAUGUACAAGUCGUAACGUGGAAAGACUGGCAGAAAAUAGAUAAGUACGAGGAAGAAGAGGGUCGGAAAGUUGGGAAACCAAGAGAGAAGAUAGUCAGUAUUGAAAAAAUGCUUCAAAUUGCCGCUACUUAACUGUUCUGGUAUUUAUAAAAUGACAAAUGUAUUUAAGACAACAUAUGUUAUCUUAUGUUUUCAUGUUGUAUUGUUAAAGAUAAAUUUCCUUUAUACAGGGCGUAACUUUGAGUGGGAUUCAUAUUUAUACAGAGGCCUCCUUUGACCAUUAGAAACACAUGUUUAUUUCUUCAGAUUCCGCCAAAAAACCACUGGAAAACCUAGUGUAACCUCAAAUAACGGCACACUUUAGUCGCAUCGCAUGUAUAAUUUCACACCAUUGGCCUACUUUUGUUGAGUGGGUGUUCGUCACACAAACAGUUUUUAACAAGUAAUCAAGUAAAAAACUCGCGUAGUAAUCAAUAAUGACAAAUAAAACACAUAAUAAAGUCUAUUGAUGGCUUCCAGCGAUGAAAAACAUUCAAAUUCACAGUUAGAUGUUGUGUCUCCAAAUGCGGAAUAACUGACGCCCUUCACUUCGUCACUGUUUACCAGCACUAUCUCCCUUAACAUGCAUUGUAGGUUGCCUACAAUUCAUGUAUUUGUAAUACAUGAUUACAGUGGUGGCGUACAAGUACUAAAGUGCAUUUUAAAAAACUAUAACUCAACUAUUUAUUUGAUUAAAGGGAACACGUACUAUUACCCCUAAAAAACUGACCCUCACUUAAAGUUAUACUCUGUAUUAUUUUAUAUUUGAUUUUAAGGUGCAAGGCAGGUUAUGUUUAUAAAUCAAUGUAAACAAAAGUUAUUUUUAUUAAAUAUUUUGCAGUAU
This is a messenger RNA of Anoplophora glabripennis (Asian longhorned beetle), 2246 nucleotides long. RefSeq names its product NADPH:adrenodoxin oxidoreductase, mitochondrial (gene dare). Gene Ontology annotation, cellular component: mitochondrion. Gene Ontology annotation, biological process: ubiquinone biosynthetic process. The record is from RefSeq and is a predicted model, not a curated record. NCBI's taxonomy places the organism in Eukaryota, Metazoa, Arthropoda, Insecta, Coleoptera, Cerambycidae. The transcript has 4 exons. The coding region runs from base 98 to 1495 and encodes 465 amino acids.